Molecule: messenger RNA, 897 nt
Organism: Brenthis ino (lesser marbled fritillary)
Lineage: Eukaryota; Metazoa; Arthropoda; Insecta; Lepidoptera; Nymphalidae
Source: the annotation of a GenBank genome assembly
AUGGAAGUCAUGCUGGAAGUAAUUAUAAUCAACUUGAAGACGUUCACAGAUCUUUCGCUAUCCAGUGUCCAUAGUUGUGAUGAACAAUGUAUAAACAGGAGCUGCUUCUGCUGGUAUGAUAAUUUUCCAAUAUGCAAAACAAUAGCUAAUGCUGGAACGGGUCGGCGAAAGAAUAUCAAUAAUAAUAUACCAAUUUACGAGCCUUACUUACCAAAUAUUAAAAAUAUUAUAUUUUUUAACUGUUCAACGUAUGAAUGUAAAUAUAUAAAAGUACACUCUAUAACACAAAUAGCUGCACCAAAUUCGUCCCUCUACUAUUGCUAUCUAGAAACUCCAGAAAAUUAUAAAUGUGAUUCCCUAAAGUAUUAUAAUUACAAAAACGUAGACAAACUAUUAUUCCUAUCAAAUAACUUGCCCAAUAAAUUGUUUUAUUUGAUCGAUUGCUUAGCGUAUUCCGACGGUGGGCGAGUAUGCCAUAAGAAGGACGAAGUUGAUUCACACACUAAAUUGGUAGAUAUUGGGAACAUAGCGAGGCCAAACGAGUCUAAUAUUUUGUCCCAAGAGGAAUUCAUAUGUGAACAGAGUGAUGCAAAAGUAAUUAAUUGUGAUCAUGAUAGAUAUGUGCCUUACCCCGAUGGCUUAAAAUUAAAGAAAUCUAUGGAUAUUGAUAAAAAGAUACUUUUGAAAACAGGUGGCAACUUGGUAACAUUGAGUUAUAAGUGCGUUGACUCUUGGUGUGGAUACAGCGGAGAUAUAGCACCUACGCGUAGAGUCGAAAGAUACGAACCGCCUGGCGGCAAAGUUUAUCGAUGUUAUUAUGCCAAAAAACAGCAAAUCUGUAAAGAAUUAUAUGGGAGAGCCAUAAACGUUUAUAACGCGCGUGAUUGGUUAAGUUCA